UAUAUAUUUUUUUUUUUAACAUCGAUAUAUUGAUAUUGCGAUAUAUUUUUGUCAGCCCUACUUAGAAUACUAAAUAUGGCGUCAGGCGAAAACGUUUUGAUGGAAGGUCGCCGAACACGCUCCGGUCGAAAGGCCGCAUCUCCGCCAGCACCAGCACUUGCAGUGUCCACAAGAACCUCCAAGCGCACAUCCAGGCGACACGCGCAGGUAAGCGAUCCCGAAGAGGAAGAAACCGAACAGCAACAGCAGCAAGAACCACAGGCAAUCAUCGGCAGCGAAACAGUCAUGGUUUUGGAUGAGGAGGACGAGGACCAAAUGCGCGAGUCCUCGCUGCAGGAGGCUUCUGUCCCAGAACAGCAUUACGAUGAGUUGGCCCAGCUCCAGCACCAGCUGGACGAUGAUGUCGAAAUGAUGGCCGCCACAGAGACGGGCGUGGAUGAGAAGAGUUCCUCCUUUCCGUUUGGCACAGUGGCGGAACAGCAUUCCGAAACUAGUGAUGAUAUCAAAGAGAGCCGGGCCGAGGGUGGCGUAGACACGCUGCUUGCCUCCCUGGCCGGCGAUAAUGCCAACAGCCUGCCCUCCGUUGGAGGCAACGACGAGAGUGAUAGCAAAAAGGCCGCUUUCGAUUACGACGUGGAGGCCCUGCAGCCCCAUGUGGAUAAAUUGAACUCGUCCGAGGACUCUAGCUCACAUCAUGCCAUUGCAGAGAGUCUGGGCGAUGAAGCCGACACCAGCAAUGCCACAAUAGUCAACACAGAGAUAAUCUCAGAGGAUGAACUGCCUCCACCCACCAAACCAGAGAUCAACGAUGCCGAGGAGGUCUCUGAUGAAGAGCUGCCAGCUCCCCAGCGCGCUGAGCUGCCCGCUGAUGCGGAGGUAAUAUCCGAGGAUGAGUUGCCAUCAAAUAACAAUAACAAUAAUAAUGCGGGUGAGCCAAAGGCUUCGUCGAAGCGCAAAGCAGAAAAGGAAGCGGACGAGGCCAAGGCUAAUGUAGAGAAAAAGAGCAGCGAAGCACCCAGCACAAGGGCAAAAUCCGUGGAACAAUACAAUCCGGGCAGCCCGACCACAGAGAGCAACGAUGCCCCGCCAUUGGAGAAGCGGCCCAAAGUAGAUGAUGUCGAGCACAAGGAGAAGAAAAAAGACAAAGAGCGUGAUAAGGAGAAGGAUAAAGAGAGGGAGAAGGACUUGGUCGACAAAGAGAAGGAGAAGGAAAAAGAAAAGGAGAGGGAGAAGGAUAAAGAUAAAGAGAAGGAAAGGGAAAAGGAGCGAAAGAAAUUGCCCGAUCUGGAAAAAUACUGGCGGGUGGUCAAAGACGACCCAACGGACUUUACCGGUUGGACAUACUUGCUGCAAUAUGUGGACAGUGAAUCCGAUGCGGAGGCGGCACGCGAGGCCUAUGACACAUUCCUUUCGCACUAUCCCUACUGCUAUGGCUACUGGCGGAAGUACGCGGACUACGAGAAGCGGAAGGGCCUGAAGGCCAAUUGCUACAAGGUGUUUGAGCGCGGUUUGGAGGCCAUACCCUUGUCUGUGGAUCUAUGGAUACACUAUCUGACGCACGUGAAGCAGAGCAGCGACGAAGAGCUGUUCAUACGCAGCCAAUACGAGCGGGCGGUGAAGGCCUGCGGGUUGGAGUUCCGCUCGGACAAGCUCUGGGACGCCUUUGUGCGCUGGGAGAGUGACUCAAAGCGCUAUCAGCGCGUCAUACAGAUCUACGACAGACUCUUGGCCAUACCCACACAGGGCUACAAUGCACACUUCGACAAUUUCCAGGAUGUGAUCAAUCAGCAGGCAAUUACCGCCUGCAUUGGCCAAGAGGAGAUCAUACGUUUGCGCAAGGAAGUCCAUGAGCGGCAGCAGAGCAAAUCGUCCAAGUCGUCGUCGUCAUCGAAGAGUCGGCGGGACAGCGGCAGCAGCAGCUCCAAGGAGGCAACAAAGGGUGAGCGGGAGAAGAAAGAGUCUGGAGGUGGAAGUGCCAGCAGUGGCGGGGCUGGUAAGUCGCCAAAAGAUAGUAGUGAAACUCUUGUCGAUGAAUCAGAAAGUACCACCGAUCUGACCGAAAGCGAGUCAUCGCCCCCAGCUUCAAAGCCGGCGUCUCAGAUCGAUUUCAGCGAUCUUAGCACUCUCACAGAGGAGGAGGCGACCGUCAUCAAGGACAAGGUAAUAUCCGCGCGUCGCAAAAUCCACAAGGUAACCGUCGGAGCGGUCACUGCCCGCUGGUCCUUCGAGGAAGGCAUCAAACGACCCUAUUUCCAUGUGAAACCUCUCGAGCGAGCCCAGCUUAAGAACUGGAAGGAAUAUUUGGAUUUCGAGAUCGAGAAGGGUGAUCGGGAGCGUGUGUUGGUGCUGUUUGAGCGCUGCCUCAUCGCCUGCGCUCUCUACGAUGAGUUCUGGCUGAAGAUGCUCCGCUAUCUGGAGUCGUUGGAGGAUCAGAGCAAUGUCGUUGAGCGCAUUCGCGAUGUCUACCGUCGCGCCUGUCGCAUCCAUCAUCCGGACAAGCCCAGCAUGCACCUCAUGUGGGCCGCUUUUGAGGAGUUGCAGCUGAACUUCGAUGGUGCCGCUGAUGUUUUGCAGCGCCUCGAGCAGCGCUGCCCCAACAUACUCCAGGUGGCCUAUCGCCGCAUCAAUGUGGAGCGUCGCCGCGGCUCUUUGGACAGAUGCCGCGAGCUCUACCAGCACUAUAUCGAGGGCACAAAGAACAAGGCCAUUGCCGGCAGCCUGGCCAUCAAGUAUGCACGUUUUCUCAACAAGAUUUGCAACGAUCUCGAUGCGGGUCUGGCUGCCCUGCAGCAGGCACUGGAACGAGAUCCGGCCAACACGCGAGUGGCCCUGCAGAUGAUUGAUUUGGCGCUGCAGCGUCCCAGCGUGGACGAAAAGGAGGUGGUGGAGAUCAUGGACAAGUUCAUGGCCCGCGCGGACAUUGAGCCGGAGCAGAAGGUGCUCUUUGCCCAGCGCAAGGUCGAAUUCCUCGAGGACUUUGGCAGCACGGCACGUGGCCUGCAAGAUGCCCAGCGUGCGCUGCAGCAGUCAUUGAGCAAGGCCAACGAGUCACAAAAGAAGAGCGACAGCAGUCCCAGCCGCAAGGCUUCCUUGGGAAGCAAGGAUGGUAUUUCUGCACCAGGACCAUCCUCGGCCGCGGCGGCUGCCUACAACAACGGUGGAGCAUCCGGUGCGGCGGGUGGUCCCAACUACAAUUACAACUCUGCGAAUGCUUCGGGCUAUUACGGACAACCGAGCAGUGGGGGUGCUGGUGCUUAUCCGGCGCCACAGCAGCAACAGCAGCAGUCCUACGACUCGUACUACAAUCAGUGGGGCUAUGGAACGGGCGGUGGUGCAAGCAGUGGUGGCAAUAGCGGAGGUAACUACAACUAUGGUCAAUGGAGCGGCUAUGGCAACUAUUAUUAAUUAACUCUAAGAGCACCCACACCCUACACAAUAUUUGGUUUAGUUAUUUGACCCGAUCCCGAUUCCCCCCUACGAAAUGUCUUAAUAGACAUUCCAACUGUAAUUUUAUAUUGAAUUUUUAGCUUUUACAUACUCCGACUAUGUAGCAUAUAUCGAUUGUGUCCAGAUCUAACUUUUAUCCUGAAUUAAGUUUUAUCUUCAAACUAUUAUUUGAUUAUGUGCGCGCUGCGCUUUGCCUUUGAUACAUUUUUAUUGAAUAUUUGAUUGAUUGAUUGUUCUCUUUCACACACCCACACACACAUAAUAACUUGUAUGGCCCCGCUCCAGACCCCACCCCACACGAGUAUGCGU
Drosophila subobscura is the source of this 3756-nucleotide messenger RNA. It is a transcript of the gene Prp39, whose product is annotated as pre-mRNA-processing factor 39. Bases 76 to 3405 code for a protein of 1109 amino acids. Gene Ontology annotation, biological process: mRNA 5'-splice site recognition; RNA processing. Gene Ontology annotation, cellular component: U1 snRNP; U2-type prespliceosome; commitment complex. NCBI's taxonomy places the organism in Eukaryota, Metazoa, Arthropoda, Insecta, Diptera, Drosophilidae. Gene Ontology annotation, molecular function: protein binding. The transcript has 8 exons. The record is from RefSeq and is a predicted model, not a curated record.